Molecule: messenger RNA, 1067 nt
Organism: Linum tenue
Lineage: Eukaryota; Viridiplantae; Streptophyta; Magnoliopsida; Malpighiales; Linaceae
Source: the annotation of a GenBank genome assembly
UGUUGUACAUAUAAGAUGAAUCAUUCGAAUUGACUAGUAUGUAGAAAUAUCAUACUAUACCAAAACUUUGGGUCAACAUUGUCAACAAAAUAGGAAGAAAAAAACCCAAUACAAAAAGAAUUGAGCCAAUUCUUUUCCUUUGUCCUAGAAUUUGACCUUCCAUGGCAUUGCAUGCAAAUUUCCAUUUUCCUCAUUGUUAUUGAAAACAUUUUUCAACCAUUUUUAAUCAAUGUCUACAUAAUCAAACUCAACAAAGAAACUCCCUUUCUCUUUUCCUACCUACAAGAACUUGACUUGGCACUUUUGAGAGGAAACAACGCCUCGAAUCGCGCCCAACGAGCUCACCCUCAACAUACAGUUGACGUCGAUCUCUUUGCUUCGCGACUUCACCCCCGAAGCACUCAUCACCACCGGAAUCCUCAUCAUCAACGACAACGAAACCGGAGCUUUCCCCUUCUUGUCUGCCACACUUGCCUUCACCGCCGUGGGCAUCUUCCCCUUCCCGACCCCCUUGAGUCGCAAGCCAACCGCCUUGGUCUGGCCCACCCCAACCCUCAGCCCGGGGAACCGACCGGAUCCGAUCUCGAAAUUCCUGUACAUCAAAGUGACGUCUCCAUUUCCAUCAGGCGAAAUGCCCAUCUUCCCGUCAUCUUUAACGGUGACAGCCAUGUUGAAGCUGGUUAAGUUCUUGGCGUUGAGGCGGUUGAUGUGGAUGAUGGGGGGUUUCGGCUGGAUGAGGGCGUGGGCGAUGGCGAAGCUCACCCCGACGAUGGCCGCGAUUACGAUGAAGGCAGCGAUGGUCCAAGACACGCAUCGGGAUGAGCAGCACGUGGAGGUUUGGCUGGAGGACUUCUUCUCGUUGCGGUGGCGCUCGAUGAUCUUGGCAUGCUCCGGUGGUGGGACGGCGAAGAUUUGGUCCUUGGGGAUCUGGAUGACAUAGGUGGUUUGGGGUUGGAGGGAUAAGGAGAAGGAAGGAGCUUUGGAGAUCUUGCGGGAAUGGGUCGGAGCCAGCAGCGGUGGCUGAGACCCGAUCCUCCAUGUGGAGAUGGGGAGGUGGUGACAGUGGG